AUGGAUUUCAUUAAAGAAGCCAUUUGUGAUAAUAACGAUGAAGUGUAUAAAUACCUUCUCGGCUGGAUUGCAUCAAUGAUUCAACAUCCUGGAAUCAAGAAUGAAACAGCAAUUAUUUUGAAAGGACUUCAGGGAACAGGUAAAAACAGAUUUACAGACAUUAUUUCUGAACUCCUCGCUGGUUAUUCAUGUAAAAACAUUACUGAAAUAAGUGAGCUAACGGGUAAUUUCAACUCAGUAGUUGAGAAUAAAAUGUUUCUUGUACUUAAUGAACUCAAGAAUGUAGGUGAAGACAGACUCGCAAACUUCAACGCUUUGAAAUCAAUUAUUACGGAUAAUGAGAUUAGAAUUAAUGAAAAGAAUCAACCCAGAAGAACUGCUCAGAACGUUGCAAACUUCGUUUUCGUAACUAACAACGUCUACCCUGUCAAAAUUGAAGUUGGAGACAGAAGAUACGUAGUUUUAAGAGUUAAUGGUAAAUUCAAGGGUCAAUUUGAUUACUUCAAGAAUUUAAUGGAUUCAUGCACAAAGGAAUUUUAUGAUAACCUUUUAACAUAUUUUAUGCAAUAUGACCUUUCAUCAUUUAACGUACGAAUUAUACCGAUGACUGAAGCCAAACAAGAUUUAAUUGAAUUAUCAACAAAUCCUUUAGAUGAAUGGAUAAAUACACAUUAUGAUGAAUUAUGUGCAGGUAUGACGUGUAAAAAUGCCCUAUUCUGCAAACCAUCAGACAUGAAAGACAAGAAUUUCCAAAUGAGCAUUAAGGAUAAAUGUGAAAGGAAACAAAGAAAAAUAGAUGGUAAACAAACAUGGUAUUAUGUUUUGAAAGAAGAAAUGAAAGGAUUAUAUAAACAAAUUGAACCAAACGAUAAUGAGGAAUCAUUUACUGACGAUGAAAUACCUGUGAAUGAAGCUUUAUAA
Messenger RNA from Trichomonas vaginalis G3, 921 nucleotides. RefSeq lists its product as uncharacterized. The transcript has a single exon. The coding region runs from base 1 to 921 and encodes 306 amino acids. Lineage: Eukaryota; Parabasalia; Trichomonadida; Trichomonadidae. The record is from RefSeq and is a predicted model, not a curated record.